This is a messenger RNA of Plenodomus lingam JN3, 150 nucleotides long. The record is from RefSeq and is a predicted model, not a curated record. Lineage: Eukaryota; Fungi; Ascomycota; Dothideomycetes; Pleosporales; Leptosphaeriaceae.
AUGGCGCAGUACACGCACAAUCACGACCUCUACACUCCUUAUUCCCGCAAAAAAAAAGAUAUACAGGCGAGAUCUAAGCGCGUCUGGGUCUCGUGUACAGUGGUGGGGAUGGGGGAUGUGCAGGGCUGUUUAGGUGAGAUGGGGGGUUGA